Messenger RNA from Ogataea philodendri, 540 nucleotides. RefSeq lists its product as uncharacterized. The record is from RefSeq and is a predicted model, not a curated record. The transcript has a single exon. NCBI's taxonomy places the organism in Eukaryota, Fungi, Ascomycota, Pichiomycetes, Pichiales, Pichiaceae. The coding region runs from base 1 to 540 and encodes 179 amino acids.
AUGAUACGGAUUGGAGAAUGCAUGAUCGAAUUGGCAAGUUCUUCAACACUGGAAGUGAUUGUAGCAGAGAAAAUCGAUCGGCGAAGUUUUGGAUUUGAACAUGCUGUUAAUAUGCGGUCUGUCUGUUCAACAAACUUGGAUUCGAAUAAUUUAUCGGCCUCAUCAAACACAACUUGUUCGACCUUAGAAAGGUCCAUCACCCCCUCACCUAGAAGAUCAAUAAGUCUUAAUGGAGUUGACACCAAAAUGUCAAAUUUGGAGCUAGUUAAGACCUUGUUGCGCAAUUUCCCGGCAAUAGAUUUGUUCAAAAUUCCAACUUGCAGACUGCUAUCCUUGCACAGUUUGACGAGCUCAUUGAAAAUUUGGGUUGACAGCUCCUUAGUUGGAGAAAUAACCAAUCCACGAAUACCAUGGUUCUUACGUCCACGACCUAGCUGUUGCACAAGAGGAAUUAUAAAUGCUAAAGUCUUACCAGAACCAGUGGGGGCACAGCAAAUAAGGUCUCGAUCAGCCAAGCUUGCGGGAAUAGCUUCGCACUGA